AUAUAGCGCGGGGAGCUGUCCGGGUGCUGAAACGGAACAGGCGCGCAUUAGGACGCACGCUGAGGAAAUGCUAUUUUCGCCUGCAUCUUUUCUCUGAGCUCCUACCUCACAAAAGGCGGCAAUGACGCUUCCCCUACGCAAGCUUUCAGCAGGAGAAGUAGCGGUUCUCCUCGCCGCUCUCCUUCACUCUCUCGCCGUGCAGGGCGCGUCCAUUCGCCCCCACCGGCUGCGCGGUGGGGACGAUACCGGACACCUAGCCCCGAGCUCUGAUAUGAUUAAAGCCUUGGAGUAUAUUGAGAGCCUGAAGCAGCGGACAGACGGCUCGGAAGGGCCAACCGGGAACUACGACGAGGUGGACAAAUUCCGCCUUCUGGUGCAACUCGCAUCGCUGCAGGGCGAGGAGGCUCCCGCACGCGAGGAUGCCACCCGCUGGCCCGACAGUAAGGCCCCACAGUGGGUGCGAGCCCUGCUCAGAACACUGGAGCAGGCAGGGGAGAGCGCGCUGACGCCUGGAGACGAGCGGCGCGUGUUUACGAGCAGACGCCCGGCUGCUGAAGCCGAAAGCCCCGCGGGUGAAUACGGGGGAAUCGUGAGGCCUCACAAGAAAUAUCCGCUCAUGUUUGAAGACGAGGAAAACGUCAGAGACGCCAAGCGCGCCACAGAAGACAUGGUCGAGCAGUACACGCCGCAGAGCCUCGCCAACAUGCGCUCCAUACUCGAAGAGCUCGGGACAUUGUCGGCCGCGCAGAGCCAGAAGAGAGACGAGCCGGUUGGCGACGAUGACGCCAGUGACGACAUGUACAGGGUCAGAAACCUCGCGUAUGAAGACGUGACCGGAGGAGAGGACUGGAUGCCGUUAGAGGAACAAGUAGAGACGGAGGAGGUAGUUAAGGGCAGUCAUGAAGAGUUUGACCGGGGACUGGGAGACAGUGCAGAGGAGACUGAGACGAUUGAGAGACGAGCCAGCCCGUUUGAAGCCAAAGAGGACCCGGAUGAUGACACAAAACUUGUGGAUUACUACCUGUUGAAGGUCCUGGAAAUGACUGACCAGGCCCAGAAACGAGACCUGAUGGACGCGCAGAACGGAAGAAGGAGACUACUGAAUCGUCCUUCUCUGUUCGACCCACGGGCAAUCAAACAGCUGCUGUCGGCUGUUUCAGUGAAGCUGCAAAUACCUCCCGAAGAUCUCGUCGGCAUGCUUUUUAUGGAAGAGACGAGGAAACAGCAGCGACUGCCCGAUUCGCAACCUCCGAGGAAACCCAGCCCACCGCGCUACAAGAGUCGGGUCAUCAAGUAUUACAACGGCCGCCAGCCCGAGGUUACACUGAGCGACAUACCCGCGGACGUCAGGACCGAGGAUAUUCUGAAGGUCCUAGGGCUGGGUAACUUAGCCAACAAGAAUGCCAAAUAUUACAUCAAACCGCGACCUUACAAAACUUCCGUGUCAAGAUACUUCACGCCAAGCGGCAGGCGGGGCAGCCUCGCGCUACCGGAGAUACCCAGGGGACCGAGCAAAAGAAAAGCCGAUUAUGACGACACUGUGGACGAAGACGAGGUGGCGACCUUCCUCGCCGCCAAGCUCCUGACCGAGUACCCCGAGUCUAGUGCCUCCGACAGAAAAAGAGCUGGAGAACCCGGUUUAAACGGACACUUUCCGUACGAGGUUUAUGAAGAGGCGAUGAAAGAUUACUUCGACCAAGUGGACACUGGUAAGAGUGCGCCCGUGAAAAGAGACACGCACGCGAAGGAGGACGCAGACGCACCGCAGAAGCCGCCGCAAAAAGAGAGCGCGGGACCGGAGCAGACUAACCUGCAGCUCCCGGAGUCCGUAACCGAAGGGGAGAAAGAGCACCAUAGUAAAUCGGUUGCCGGGAUGUAGUGGGUACGAGAGCAGCGCAACGGAACACCGAUGGUCAUCCCUCCCACAGUGGGCGAUGCCUAUAUUUCUUCAAAAAGUAACCGACGUUUAAAGUGCUUUAGUUUUCAUGAAAUUCUCUAUGAUGUAAAUAUUAUAUCCUAUAUAAACGUGCUAAGAGUAAAUGGCAUUUCGUCUGUUAUUGAGUAGUAGUAUUUCGAGCGUUCUUGUUGCGGUCGUUGGUAUGACGUCCGCUUUUACCGAGCAGUGCGGAGCUUUGUAUGCCCACCUCAUACGAGCAUCAUCAAAGGUGGAUGUGAUACUCAUUUCGUAAUCAGCCUAUUUUGUACAUGUUAUUCAGUGUGAGAUGACGCAGAUUAAUAAAGCAUUCCUGUAUUAUUUUUC
Electrophorus electricus (electric eel) is the source of this 2260-nucleotide messenger RNA. RefSeq names its product secretogranin II b (gene scg2b). Gene Ontology annotation, cellular component: secretory granule. Lineage: Eukaryota; Metazoa; Chordata; Actinopteri; Gymnotiformes; Gymnotidae. The record is from RefSeq and is a predicted model, not a curated record.